UUGACUCCCUUGUCGUACUCUCCUUCAGGGUCUCGUCCGUCCGCCCUUCCACCACCUUCUCGGGAGCUGUAGACAUGAGACCUCCGAGAGGUGGUGGCCGAGGUGCAGGCCCAAGAGGCAGGGGUGAUGGCGGCGGAGGUAGAGGCAGGGGAAGAGGAGCCGGAGGGAGAGGUGGCCGUGGGGUUGGCCGCGGCCGUGGCCGUGGGGGUGGCCGCGGCCGUGGGGCUGGUAGGGGUGGAAUGGGCCGUGGUGGCAAAGGUGGAAUGAAGGGUGGGAGCAAGGUCAUCGUCCAGCCCCACAGGCACGACGGGGUCUUUGUGGUCAAAGGGAAGGAAGACGCCCUCUGCACAAGGAAUUUGGUCGCUGGUGAAUCCGUUUAUGGUGAGAAGCGCAUUUCGGUUCAGAACGAGGAUGGAACUAAGGUCGAGUACAGGAUCUGGAAUCCCUUCCGCUCGAAGUUGGCAGCAGCCAUUAUUGGUGGUGUUGACAGUAUAUGGAUGGGUCCUGGAUCUCGAGUACUGUAUCUUGGGGCUGCGUCAGGGACUACUGUGUCUCAUGUGUCUGACAUUGUUGGACCUACAGGAGUGGUUUAUGCUGUUGAAUUUUCACAUAGAAGUGGUAGGGACCUUGUGAACAUGGCAAAGAAGCGAACAAAUGUUAUUCCCAUAAUUGAAGAUGCUAGGCAUCCUGCAAGGUAUCGGAUGUUGGUUGGCAUGGUGGAUGUCAUUUUUUCAGAUGUUGCCCAGCCAGACCAGGCAAGGAUUUUAGCACUAAAUGCUUCUUAUUUCUUGAAGAAUGGUGGCCGUUUUGUGAUCUCAAUUAAGGCAAAUUGUAUUGAUUCCACGGUGCCUGCUGAGGCUGUGUUCGCCCAAGAAGUGAAGAAACUGCAAGCCGAGCAGUUCAACCCAAAAGAGCAGGUUACGCUGGAGCCAUUUGAGCGUGACCAUGCUUGCGUUCUUGGUGGUUAUCGGAUGCCCAAGAAGCAGACGGUAGCCACGGAAAGCUAGGAUUAGAAUUUUCAUUUGCCACCAUUUUGAUUUGCGUUCUUGGUGGUUAUCGGAUGCCCAAGAAGCAGACGGUAGCCACAGAAAGCUAGGAUUAGAAUUUUCAUUUGCCACCAUUUUGAUUUGCUCGUUGUACCUGCACGACACUUUGGGUUAACACUGCAAUUCAUACGUAGGCUAUAUUUUAGGUCAUUAUCUUCUUCUAAUUAACACUUAUAACUUGGGAUCAUGUGACUCUGGAGUUGUCAUUUGGAUAAUUAUUACUCUGUGAUAGAAAAUCAAUUGUAAUUUUGACUGCUAUUUUAUGAA
Messenger RNA from Elaeis guineensis (African oil palm), 1313 nucleotides. Its product is annotated as rRNA 2'-O-methyltransferase fibrillarin 1. Gene Ontology annotation, biological process: box C/D sno(s)RNA 3'-end processing; rRNA methylation. Gene Ontology annotation, molecular function: histone H2AQ104 methyltransferase activity; rRNA methyltransferase activity; RNA binding. The record is from RefSeq and is a predicted model, not a curated record. Gene Ontology annotation, cellular component: box C/D methylation guide snoRNP complex; small-subunit processome; nucleolus. NCBI's taxonomy places the organism in Eukaryota, Viridiplantae, Streptophyta, Magnoliopsida, Arecales, Arecaceae.